Anopheles darlingi is the source of this 1685-nucleotide messenger RNA. It is a transcript of the gene RhoL, whose product is annotated as ras-like GTP-binding protein RhoL. The record is from RefSeq and is a predicted model, not a curated record. The transcript is spliced from 5 exons. Lineage: Eukaryota; Metazoa; Arthropoda; Insecta; Diptera; Culicidae. Bases 762 to 1331 code for a protein of 189 amino acids. Gene Ontology annotation, biological process: small GTPase-mediated signal transduction. Gene Ontology annotation, molecular function: GTPase activity; GTP binding.
GGUGCUGGCUGGCGAUAGUCGGUGGUGACGAAAGGGUUAAUAGUGUCACGUUCCUCCUCUUCGCUGUGCGCCUUUUUCAUCGUCGUCGUCGUUGUCGUUGUGUGCUGGGUUUGGAUGUCCGCAAAGAAAAUCAAAUAUAGUGCCAGCAAAAUAGUGAGAAGCAACAAAAACGGAACCAAACCUGACCAACGACGAGAUUACCAUUGUAGGGUCGGUGGUUUUAGUGUAAAAAAAAGGUGACACUUCUUCUGAGUAAUUGCUGGGUUGGAGACAACGCAAUCGUGCGGAAUGAAAUUACCAACCUUUGUAUCCCUCGAGGAUAGUUUCAGUGUGGUUAGAACCGGAGGCACCGGUUCGCGUGAAGCCUGAAGGCGGACGAAGAUCAUCGGAUAGCAACGUCUCAUAGUGCUGAGGCUGGUCCUUCUGAGUAUGCUUUGAAUUGUAGUAAACUGGCCCACAAUCAACGACAUUUCCCGUGGGGAUUGACAUUUUGAAAGUGAUUAGAGAGCACCUCGACCAACCGGACAACCGCGGGUUGAACGCGCGGGCAUUGCGAAACCAAGCGCUCGAUAACGACCGGCGACCGCAUAGUGUAUUGUUGUUGAUGGUUUAAAGAAAAAGACUACAGCACCUGCUAUUGUGCUGGUAAUACUGGAUUUGAAGGAACUUUUGUUUUUUAGAGGAGAGCCCGACAUUUGACGCUGGAGAAUACUACGCGAACCCAAAAGCGCUUCCAGUGAUUUCAUUGAGCACAAAAAAGGAUGACAAUGACUAUUGGUGGUGGAAUGCGUCCGCUAAAGAUCACAACGGUCGGUGAUGGUAUGGUCGGGAAGACGUGCAUGCUCAUCACCUACACACAGAAUGAGUUUCCGAGCGAGUAUGUGCCGACGGUAUUCGACAACCAUGCCUGCAACAUAACCGUGGACAAUGGCGCGUACGCGCUUACACUGUGGGACACGGCUGGCCAGGAGGACUACGAGCGAUUGCGGCCCCUUAGCUAUCCAAAUACCGACUGUUUUCUCAUCUGCUACUCGAUCUCGAACCGCACCUCGUUCGAUAACGUGCUAUCCAAAUGGUGCCCAGAGAUAAGACACUUUGCUCCGUCCGUCCCGAUAGUGCUAGUUGGCACUAAAAGUGAUCUGCGGGUAGCGGGCUCAGAGAAAUUUGUCACCACGGCCGAGGGCAAGAAGCUGAAGCACAAAAUCAAGGCGUAUUCCCUGGUGGAAUGUUCGGCCAAACGGAAACAUAACCUGGCCGAAGUGUUCGAGGAAGCGGUACGUGCGGUCGAGAAGAAGCCCCAUGCCGGUCCCCGGAUAUGCACGUUGCUCUAGUGAUCCCCUCCGGUGAUGGAAGGAUCCUCCGGCCAAAACCAGGGGAACCGAUCGGAUGAUCGAGCAUGAUUUCAACGGUGGACCACGAAGACGAAGAGAGUUUCUUUUAAUUCCUGUUCCUGAGGUUCUCCUAGCAUAAAGAACUAUUUUUCGAGUUUAUAUUUGACCGAUGACGACGGGUGAGGAGAACUCGCUGGAAAUGUGACUGUGGCUGCCUGGUGUUAGAAAUCGAUAUAGGCAGACGAGACUAUCUGGUAUCGGCUCCAAAUGAUGCUUCUGAGCGAUGAUACACGAGACUGUCUGCCUGGUUUUUAUUAUAUUUAAAUAAACUAGUCAUCGUAAGUAGUACAAGAA